GCCCUCUGGCUUUCCUUUUCCGCUGUAGGAAGUUAACGUGCCUAAGGUGCUUGGUUCUUCAUCCGAAGCUAAGGCCCGCAAUCCGGCGACUAGCACCGUUUAAAUUAGGCAUCCGACGCCACAAGUACAUACAAUAACAUCUACAAUGGCCUCCGUGUCCGAGCUCGCCUGCAUUUAUUCUGCUCUGAUCCUCCACGACGAUGAAGUUACCGUCACUGAGGACAAGCUGAUUGCACUGAUCAAGGCUGCUGGAGUCACUGUGGAGCCUUUCUGGCCAAGUCUGUUUGCCAAGGCUCUGUCCAGUGUUGACAUCGGCAGCCUGAUCUGCAAUGUUGGAGCUGGCGGUGGUGCUCCUGCAGGAGCACCAGCUGCUGGUGCUCCUGCUGCUGCUGGAGAGGCACCAGCCAAGGAGGAGGAGAAGAAAGAGGAGAAGAAGGAAGAGUCUGAGGAGUCUGAUGAUGACAUGGGCUUCGGCCUCUUUGAUUAAAUCUGUUUUUGUAACAAAAUGCAAUAAAAGUACAAAAACAA
Molecule: messenger RNA, 528 nt
Organism: Betta splendens (Siamese fighting fish)
Lineage: Eukaryota; Metazoa; Chordata; Actinopteri; Anabantiformes; Osphronemidae
Gene: rplp1
Product: ribosomal protein, large, P1
Exons: 4
Coding region: 146-487 (113 amino acids)
Biological process (GO): cytoplasmic translation; translational elongation
Cellular component (GO): ribosome; cytosolic large ribosomal subunit
Molecular function (GO): protein kinase activator activity; ribonucleoprotein complex binding; structural constituent of ribosome
Source: RefSeq, a predicted model, not a curated record